Molecule: messenger RNA, 483 nt
Organism: Stylophora pistillata
Lineage: Eukaryota; Metazoa; Cnidaria; Anthozoa; Scleractinia; Pocilloporidae
Product: P2X purinoceptor 7-like
Source: RefSeq, a predicted model, not a curated record
GAAUCUCUUGCCCCUCUUCAGAGAGAAGACAUGGCUUACCCUCUAAGGAAUGUUUUGGCUAUGGGGAGGGGAAGCUUAGACUUUGCCGAGAAGCUUCUUCAAGAAAAGAAUGAACCUCCCCCUCCCCCUCCAAGUUCUGGUGACACUUCUCCCGAGUGGUGCAAAUGUAAUGCGUGUAGGCCAAUGCCGAAUAAAAUCGAAAAUGUUUGUUGUAAGAGGGUGACCUGUAUUACAAGAUUUCAGGCAUUCAACAAUAUUUGUCUAGACAGGGACAUCCUUGAGGUUUGCAUCAAGGCUCGCUGCGACAUUCGGGCAGAUGAAUUCAAUUUCUCCAUGGAGAGUUUUAGGAAAGCCGCCUAUCGACAAUUUGUUCUGUGGAGGUUUGGCAAACUCGGCCGGGGCAAAAGGAGGGUAGUGCCCUCAUGUGUUGUAUUGUCAAUAAGAAGAAUAUAUCCCUCAGCAGAUGGUCAAUAUAUGGGAUAG